AUGGAAAAUUUUACCGGUGCAAGUGGUUGUGGAAAAUCAACAAUUAUACAACUCAUUGAAAGAUUUUACGAUGUUACUCAUGGAAAAUUGCUUGUUCAUGACAAAGAUAUAAAAGAACUACAUCUACAAUGGUAUCGUUCUCAAAUGGGUAUUGUUAAUCAAGAACCAAUACUGUUUGAUCUAUCAAUAAGAGAAAAUAUUGCCUACGGUGACCAUUCUCGAUACGUUCCGAUAAAUGAGAUAAUAGAAGCAGCAGAAAAAGCUAAUAUUCAUAAAUUUAUUCAAACACUUCCUCAAGGUUAUGAAACAAACGUCGGUAGUAAUGGAACACAGUUAUCUGGUGGUGAAAAACAACGUAUAUGUAUAGCACGGGCAUUAGUUAAUAAUCCAAAGGUUUUGCUGUUUGAUGAACCAACAAGUAGUUUAGAUGCUGAAAACGAAAAACAAACCCUCGAGCAAAUACAAGGAAAUUGUACAAAAAUAAUAAUAACACAUCGUUUAUCAACACUACAAAAUGCUGAUUUAAUUUGUUUCCUACAACAUGGACGUAUUGUCGAAAGCGGAACCCACAAUGAAUUAUUAAACAAAGGUGGAUUUUAUUCAAAACUAUAUAGAAUACAUUCAAAUUGA
Didymodactylos carnosus is the source of this 630-nucleotide messenger RNA. The record is from the annotation of a GenBank genome assembly. Lineage: Eukaryota; Metazoa; Rotifera; Eurotatoria; Philodinida; Philodinidae.